Molecule: messenger RNA, 783 nt
Organism: Etheostoma cragini (Arkansas darter)
Lineage: Eukaryota; Metazoa; Chordata; Actinopteri; Perciformes; Percidae
Exons: 2
Coding region: 13-783 (256 amino acids)
Source: RefSeq, a predicted model, not a curated record
UUGACAAAGGGGAUGUGUUGCAAACCAGGCCAGGAGUGUGAAUUUGUGUUCCACACAGCAAGCGGGAGGCAGCUACAGAAGCCUUUAGGCUUCCUCAAUGCAGCUUUGGUGGAUGCCGGAAUGCAGGGGAACAUAACGUUCACCCAGAUCCGGAGCAGCGUCUCCACUCAAGCCAGCAAACAUCUUUCUGAAAAAGAGAGAAAACAAGUUGCUAAAGAAAUGUGUCACGACCCCAGCACGGCAGAGCGCUUCUAUGUUGCUCUUCCAGACAAAGUAAAUGGGUACAAGACUCGCAGGCUAAGAUUAAAAGCCAUGGAGAGUGCAUUGGAUGAAGAUGAUGAAUUGGAAACAUCUUCAAGUGGUGAAGAACCACAAUAUGACGACCAAACGGAGUCUGACUCCUCUCUGUCCGAGGAGGGGUUGACAACAUGGCAACAAAAAAAGCAAUCUAAGUCUGAGCAGAGCUCAUCAUCUGUCGCUCCACAUCCUUCCAAUGGAAGGUUGUACUUUACAAGUCCAACAACUGGUUUGGAAGUCCAAGUCAUGACAAAGUGCUGUGUAUCUGUCAAUAAACUAGGAGAGCCAAUUGGCAACUACCUUUUUGAAAAAAUGAUGAGCACUUACCCCAUCCUCAAGAAAGAUGAGCAGGCAGCCAUUGUUGACCAUCCAAGGGCUGAGCCAGCACCCCCCUCUUCCUUAGAAACAAUGGAUGAAACACCAGCGUCCCCCAUCCUCAACGCAGAGAUGGCCAACCCAACAACAGACAAAGCAGGGCAGCCUUAA